Messenger RNA from Lentinula edodes (shiitake mushroom), 495 nucleotides. RefSeq lists its product as uncharacterized. The record is from RefSeq and is a predicted model, not a curated record. The transcript has 3 exons. NCBI's taxonomy places the organism in Eukaryota, Fungi, Basidiomycota, Agaricomycetes, Agaricales, Omphalotaceae. The coding region runs from base 1 to 495 and encodes 164 amino acids.
AUGAACACUUUGCGCGCCUUGAGAAUACUAAGAAACAACCUCCCUAAUAUCGAGCUCAACCAGCAUCUUCUUCACUUCUUUUACUUGCACCCGUCAUCUGCGCAACCCCUUUUGCAACCACUGGUGAUCUGGAACACCCCUCCAAAUCUGGUUUCAAAUGAGAAUGUUCUCGUCAUUGCACUGUGGAAUCUGGAGCAGAUCUUUUCUGCUAUCUAUCUGCCCACUGGUUGCCAUGUCUUCUUCAGGCAUUUCCUUGCAGGUGUCAAUAGCGAUGAUCCUGAUCACCAGCUUCUCCUUCUGUUCUUCAAAUCUGCAACUCCCCCUCGCGUUAGCCUUCGAGAAACUUUCCACCCUGUCUCUGCCAAUGAAUCUAUCUGCAUUUUCCACGUUGCUGUUUUUGGCUUCUCAUCAUCUGGUUCAAUUCGAUCUGUUACCGAUGCAGACCGGGCUGCUAUGCUUGAUCUGUUUUCUCUACUUCGCCCUCAUCUGCAUUAA